Molecule: messenger RNA, 1344 nt
Organism: Bactrocera dorsalis (oriental fruit fly)
Lineage: Eukaryota; Metazoa; Arthropoda; Insecta; Diptera; Tephritidae
Exons: 3
Coding region: 503-1066 (187 amino acids)
Source: RefSeq, a predicted model, not a curated record
AUAUGUUACAUAAAAUAUUACAAAUUUUGAGGAUUAAAUUAAGAGUCCAAUUCUCCUAAUUAUUAAUAAUAUUAAUAAGCUGCUUUCUACCCUCAAUAAGUGUUGAAUGCAUAACACCAUAUUAACUAAAAAAUACAUUAAGUUAUCGUUUCGAUUAUUAAUAGUCAAAAUGAAAAAUUUUAUUUGAUUGCAUAGAUAUAGAUGAUAUAGAUUUUAAUGUGCAAGAUUUUUGUCAACAUCUUGAUAGACAACGAAAUCGAACAGUCUAUAUGGUAAUAAAUACACAGCAAUCGUAGCGUGUGCACAACCUUAAAGUCAACUAAGUUUGUUUUGAAUCUGCCUUUGCUAUGCUCACUUAGGACAACAUUGGACAUAUUUGGUGUUCUCAGCUCAGUUGCCACGAUUUUUAAUAAACUAUGUCGUUGACACCAGGAAAGGAAGACAACAUAAAUCUCAUUAAGAAUUUAACCCCUUUUCGGAUAACACGCGUGGGAAAUCGUGUAUGCAAGAUUCUAACGUCCAGACAUGCAAAGAUCGCUUGGAUAUUAUAAUUUCACAAGAAAAAAGUAAUUUUUCCAAAUGGCAAUUAGCUCAAAAAAGAGGCUUGGCCAUUUGUACAUCGAUUGAGUCUAUUAAGACCCGUGCUUUAGAAUCUAGGGAAUCCAGUCGUAAUCUUAAGGAAAAAGAGGAAAUACUUUAUCCGAAAGAUCUAACACAGCAUAUAGAAAAACUGAAUAUAAUUCUGACCAUAUUCAAAGAUAUAACAAAACAUGCAGAAGAAUCGCUUCGACAAUUGAUAAAGUUAGGCAAAUUAGUUGGCAAUAUGGAUAAAAUUUUUUACCAGUCGUGGCCGAUGUCGCAAUAUAUCAACUUCUUCGACCAAUUAUGUUCUUCUUAUAACAAAGAGAACAAAAUAAAACAACGGGUUGCUUGUGAAUUGCCGCACUGUAUGAACAGAUCAGAUUUAAUUCGUUUUACAACAGCAUGGGAAUACCCACAAUACAUUGAUGAAUGGACAUCCUUAAUGUUUGCAUUUUUGGAAGAAGAGAAUAAAAAUAAAACUUAGUUUUGGAAAAUUUCUUCAAAGUUCACCUAAAAUCAUUCAAAAUGAUAUGCACUAGGUUAGCAAAUGAUGCGUUAAACUAAUGGUUCGGCCGUAACCAACUUCCAUGUGCAAUACAAAUAAGUCAAUUAAACGCUUUGUUAAUUUUCUAUUUAUGUUAUCUAAAUUAAUAUCGAACUUUAGAAACAAUGUAAAGUUUAAAGAUAUUUCAGUAUGCAAAAUGAAUUGAAUUUGAAAUUCAUGAAAUAUAUUAAUAAGUAUGUAUGUAGAUUCUGUAAAAA